AUGCCGUCUGCGUUGGAAGAUGAGCUGUUUCCGUCGACGCCAGGCAAGUUCAAGAUCGAGCGGAGCCACGGCAUGAACCGCCAGUUCCACCGGUGCUUCGCCUCCACCAGCACCAUGUUCCUGUGGGCCCUGUUCCUGAUCGCCUUGACGGCGUCGUAUUUGAGUUUCCAGAGCUUCGUCGACUCCGGUAGCCGGUACUUCUCCGCCUCCUGGGGCGGCAUCCAGUGGGAGAAGCAGGUCCGCAACUCCGCACAGAUCCACCGAUCCGGUGGCAUGUCCGUACUGGUCACCGGCGCCGCCGGUUUCGUUGGCACCCACGUCUCGCUGGCGCUCAAGAAGCGCGGAGACGGGGUCGUCGGGAUCGACAACUUCAACAGCUACUACGACCCGUCGUUGAAAAAGGCCCGCCGCUCGCUGCUCAAGAGCCACGGCGUCUUCAUCGUGGAAGGCGACAUAAACGACAAUCGUCUCCUCGACAAGCUCUUCGACACCGUGGCAUUUACGCACGUGAUGCAUUUGGCAGCUCAAGCCGGCGUCAGGUACGCCAUGGAGAACCCCCACUCGUACGUCCACAGCAACAUCGCCGGCCUCGUUACGCUUCUCGAGGUCUGCAAAACGGCCAAUCCCCAGCCAUCGAUCGUCUGGGCCUCGUCCAGCUCCGUCUACGGCCUGAACGACAACGUUCCAUUCUCCGAAUCUGACCGCACCGACCAGCCCGCUAGCCUCUACGCCGCCACAAAGAAAGCCGGCGAGGAAAUUACCCACACUUACAACCAUAUUUACGGCCUGUCAGUUACCGGUUUGAGAUUUUUUACGGUUUACGGGCCGUGGGGCCGACCCGACAUGGCGUAUUUCUCUUUUACCCGCAACAUCCUCCAAGGCAAGCCCAUCACCAUUUACCGGGGCAAGAACCGGGUCGACUUGGCCCGCGAUUUCACGUACAUUGACGAUAUUGUGAAGGGUUGUUUGGGGUCUUUGGAUACGUCCGGGAAGAGUACCGGGUCGGGCGGGAAGAAACGGGGCCCCGCACCGUACCGGAUCUUUAAUCUGGGGAACACGUCACCGGUGACCGUGCCGACACUUGUCAGCAUCCUGGAGCGGCAUUUGAAGAUGAAGGCGAAGAAGAAUUUCGUGGACAUGCCUGGAAACGGCGACGUUCCGUUCACGCACGCGAAUAUAAGCUUGGCCCGGAGGGAAUUCGGGUACAAGCCCACAACCGAUUUGCAGACCGGGUUGAAGAAGUUUGUUAGGUGGUAUCUUUCUUAUUACGGCUACAAUCAUGGCAAGCCUGUAAAUUAA
Prunus armeniaca (apricot) is the source of this 1299-nucleotide messenger RNA. NCBI's taxonomy places the organism in Eukaryota, Viridiplantae, Streptophyta, Magnoliopsida, Rosales, Rosaceae. The record is from the annotation of a GenBank genome assembly.